AUGAUUUCUGCAUCUAAAACGUUAUGGACUUACAGUCGUAUAGCUGCAGUAUUUGGUCGUUUCCUGUUGAUGAUACGGCCGUUUACCGCCGUAUCUAGUCGUCGUAAUGCUCGACCUGGGAAAUCUGUGUGCGUGUAUCCACCCUCAAGCAUCAAUCUGCAAUAUCUAUCAUUAAAUAUUCAAUAUUUUAUAUUCGUUUUCAGUGAUGCAAAAUGUGUUCACAUCGAUCAACAGCAAUAA
Rotaria socialis is the source of this 240-nucleotide messenger RNA. NCBI's taxonomy places the organism in Eukaryota, Metazoa, Rotifera, Eurotatoria, Philodinida, Philodinidae. The record is from the annotation of a GenBank genome assembly.